Striga hermonthica is the source of this 825-nucleotide messenger RNA. Lineage: Eukaryota; Viridiplantae; Streptophyta; Magnoliopsida; Lamiales; Orobanchaceae. The record is from the annotation of a GenBank genome assembly.
AUGGGAAGACAACCUUGUUGUGACAAACUAGGGGUGAAGAAGGGGCCGUGGACGGCGGAGGAGGACAAGAAGCUGAUAAAUUUCAUAGUGAGCAACGGGCAAUGCUGCUGGCGGGCGGUGCCGAAGCUGGCGGGGCUGAGGCGGUGCGGGAAGAGCUGCCGGCUGCGGUGGACGAAUUAUCUCCGGCCGGACUUGAAGAGGGGGCUUCUUAACGACGCGGAGGAGCAGUUGGUCAUUGAUUUGCAUGCACGUCUUGGCAACAGGUGGUCCAAAAUAGCAGCUCGACUGCCCGGGAGAACAGACAACGAGAUCAAGAACCACUGGAACACACACAUAAAGAAAAAACUCCUUAAAAUGGGAAUCGACCCCGUCACGCACGAACCCCUCAACAAAGAAAACGAAACCGAUCAAAACCCGCAGACCGAAAUUUCCCCUGAAUCGGGAAAAGAAAGUCAGGCUCAGGCCCAAGCAUCCGGGCCCAACAACACCAUCCCCAUGUGCCCUGACGAGCAUUCCUACUCGCCGGCCGAUCAGAACAGUUCAUCGGACGAGUCAUCAUGUUUUCCCGACCGCAACUUUUACGAAAACGAUCCUAUAAUCAGCUGCCUAUUUACAGAUGACCCUCCCCAAGUCGAGUUCCCCUGGGAAUUCCCAUCCCCCGGGCACGAUCUCAAUGUGUUUUGCCCGACUUCUUGGGAUGAGAACAGUAAUAAUUGGCUACUCGAUUGUCAAGAUUUCGGGAUCCACGACUUUGGGUUCGAGUGUUUUGAUGACGUGGGAAUGAAUAAUGCUCUGAGUUCAUUAGAUAUGGGGAACAACCAAUAA